Trichosporon asahii var. asahii CBS 2479 is the source of this 1749-nucleotide messenger RNA. RefSeq lists its product as uncharacterized. The transcript has 4 exons. Bases 1 to 1749 code for a protein of 582 amino acids. NCBI's taxonomy places the organism in Eukaryota, Fungi, Basidiomycota, Tremellomycetes, Trichosporonales, Trichosporonaceae. The record is from RefSeq and is a predicted model, not a curated record.
AUGGGUUCCCCACUGAGUUCUCCUGGCAAGCCCCCCUCCCAAGUCCUCCGCGACCAGCGCCGCGCUGCGCCUGACGUGUCUCCCGUGGCCACUCGUAUGCGUGCUUCCAGCCCCGACAUUCUUGUCCCCUCGUCGGACGAUCCAGACUCGUCCUGCAGCGAUGCAGCGGUGACUUCGACCCCCUACAGCUCCAAGUACCGUCACAGCAGCAACCCUGGCUCUGGCGAAGAUCCCUUCCGCACGCCCCAGCAUUCGGACUCUUCCCCCGACAACUCGCUGUCGACCCCAUCGACUGCUCCCAACAGCGCGGCGUCAGCCUCCGUGGAGCUCUUCCUCGGUCCUCAGCCCCUUUCGUACAUUCAUCUCCGUAACCGCAUCUUGAACGGUGAAGAGUACAACCCCUCGCCUCUGCGCCCCAAGAAUGUCGAUGGCCACGCCGAGGUGCCACCCCUCAUGACUGUCGCCUCCAACUCGAAUGUCAUCGAGCGCCCCCCUCAGGUCACUUUGGUCCCUUCUGAGAAGGUCGCACCCGACGCCAAUGCUCCCCAGCUGUCCAAAUGGCGCCAGGAGCAAUUGAAGAAGGUCAAGCCUAUCCGCCCUGUUGCUGGCGCUCGCGAGCGUCCCAUUCCCCUUCUCCACGGGCCCCUGUCCCUUCCCUAUGCACGCAACCCCAGCGGCGUCGAUGCCACUGUCGCCGACCAGAGCUCGUACAUGUCCCAUGUCUUUGGGCUGCGCGUCGUCAACUCGCCCGAGGACAAAGGCGGCAACUCCAACUCUCGCGUUGCUUCCGAGUCUGCGGGCCGCAGCAACAACAGCGGUGGCGGUUACGCCUCUUCCAGCACCCACCACCACGACAAGUCCAAUCCGUUCUCGCACCCCAACCCCAAGCAACGUCCCAUGGUUGUUCGCGACUACAACCAGGUGAUCGGCAUCAAGAAGGACGUCACCCAGGAAGCCCCCGACGUAAACCAUCUCAAGAUGUCUGCCUAUCUUGCUCAAGCUGUCGAUGCCCGCACCCAGCUCGGUCUGGGCAAGCCUGCCGCUCCCGUGCCCAGCCCUCCUGACAACAAGGGGCGUAUCCCUUCCGACUCGUUCUUGCCUCAGUACCCUGGCAAUCAAGGUGCCGAUAACGAGACGACCACAUUGACUCUUGUCGACCCCUUGACCCAGCAGUUCUACACUGUCAAGGUCCCCAAGAGCUCCGUCGCCGAUCCCGUCAUUGACCUCAGCUCCCACGAUAAGAUUCACACUUCCACUCCCUACUCUGGCAAGGCGGACAGCAGCAUCAACUGGCGCAACAAGGGUUCCCGCUCCAACCAGGGCACCCCCAACCGCAGUACCACCUCGGCCCAAUCCGCUGUUUCUUCCCUCGUUACCACCAAGGAUGCCGGUACUUCCCCUCAAGUCCUCACUCUCGAGCACUUGUACGAGAAGUUUGCUAACAAGAAGGAAGACAUGUCCACCUAUUCGUCUCCCAAGAGCAGCCUCUCCAAGAGCAGUACCCCUGCCUCGGUUCUCAAGGCUCUCAGUGCCUUGAACGACAACUCUGGCCGCAAGGUGCACGUCUCCGAAGCCGAGAGCUCCGCUGCCAACACCAGCAAGUCUAGCCCCACCAAGAAGAAGCGCUCCACCUCUGGCAAGUCCCGCAGCGCUGCUACCAAGACCGAUCUCGUCUCGACUGGCGCGAGUCCCCAGAAGGUCUCAGCUGGCCGCCGCUCGAAGCGCACUGCCAAGAGCGCCGCGGCUUAG